Messenger RNA from Haliotis rufescens (red abalone), 3022 nucleotides. RefSeq lists its product as uncharacterized. Lineage: Eukaryota; Metazoa; Mollusca; Gastropoda; Lepetellida; Haliotidae. The transcript is spliced from 3 exons. The coding region runs from base 1 to 930 and encodes 309 amino acids. The record is from RefSeq and is a predicted model, not a curated record.
AUGUUGUAUAGUUGGCUUCAAUGUGUUCCUUCAAUCUUUUAUGUUUGUAUAUGCCAUGACAGAAAUGUAGAUAGUUGGCUUCAAUGCGUUCCUUCAAUCUUUGAUGUUUGUUUGUGCCGUGACAGAACUGUAGAUAGUUGGCUUCAAUGUGUUCCUAUAAUCUUAAAUGUUAUUGUGUGCCAUGACAGAACUGUAGAUAGUUGGCUUCAAUGCUUUCCUUCAAUCUUUAAUGCUUGUUUGUGCCGUGACAGAACUGUAGAUAGUUGGCUUCAAUGUGUUCCUUCAAUCUUUUAUGUUUGUGUGUACCAUGACAGAACUGUAGAUAGUUGGCUUCACUGCUUUCCUUCAAUCCUUGAUGUUUGUGUGUACCAUGACAGACCUGUAGAUAGUUGGCUUCAGUGCGUUCCUUCAAUCUUUGAUGUUUGUUUGUGCCGUGACAGAACUGUAGACAGUUGCCUUCAAUGUGUUCCUUCAAUCUUUUAUGUUUGUGUGUGCCAUGACAGACCUGUAAAUAGUUGGCUUCAAUGUGUUCCUUCAAUCUUUUAUGUUUGUAUAUGCCAUGACAGAACUGUAGAUAGUUGGCUUCAGUGCGUUCCUUCAAUCUUUGAUGUUUGUUUGUGCCGUGACAGACCUGUAGAUAGUUGGCUUCAGUGCGUUCCUUCAAUCUUUGAUGUUUGUUUGUGCCGUGACAGAACUGCAGAUAGUUGGCUUCAAUGUGUUCCUUCAAUCUUUUAUGUUUGUGUGUACCAUGACAGACCUGUAGAUAGUUGGCUUCAAUGCGUUCCUUCAAUCUUUAAUGUUUGUUUGUGCCGUGACAGAACUGUAGAUAGUUGGCUUCAAUGUGUUCCUUCAAUCUUUUAUGUUUGUGUGUGCCAUGACAGACCUGUAAAUAGUUGGCUUCAAUGUGUUCCUUCAAUCUUUUAUGUUUGAAUAUGCCAUGACAGAACUGUAGAUAGUUGGCUUCAGUGCGUUCCUUCAAUCUUUGAUGUUUGUUUGUGCCGUGACAGAACUGUAGAUAGUUGGCUUCAGUGCGUUCCUUCAAUCUUUGAUGUUUGUUUGUGCCGUGACAGAACUGUAGAUAGUUGGCUUCAAUGCGUUCCUUCAAUCUUUGAUGUUUGUUUGUGCCGUGACAGAACUGCAGGUAGUUGGCUUCAAUGUGUUCCUUCAAUCUUUUAUGUUUGUGUGUACCAUGACAGAACUGUAGAUAGUUGGCUUCACUGCUUUCCUUCAAUCUUUUAUGUUUGUGUGUACCAUGACAGACCUGUAGAUAGUUGGCUUCAAUGUGUUCCUUCAAUUUUUCAUGUUUGUGUGUACCAUGACAGAACUGUAGAUAGUUGGCUUCACUGCUUUCCUUCAAUCUUUUAUGUUUGUGUGUACCAUGACAGACCUGUAGAUAGUCGGCUUCAAUGUUUUCCUUCAAUCUUUCAUGUGUGUGUGUACCAUGACAGACCUGUAGAUAGUUGGCUUCACUGCUUUCUUUCAAUCUUUGAUGUUUGUGUGUACCAUGACAGAACUGUUGAUAGUUGGCUUCAGUGCGUUCCUUCAAUCGUUUAUGUUUGUUUGUGCCAUGACAGAACUGUAGAAAGUUGGCUUCAAUGCUUUCCUUCAAUCUUUUAUGUUUGUGUGUAUCAUGACAGACCUGUAGAUAGUUGGCUUCAGUUCAUUCCUUCAAUCAUUUAUGUUUGUGUGUAUCAUGACGGACUUGUAGAUAGUUGGCUUCAGUGCUUUCCUUCAAUCUUUUAUGUUUGUGUGUAUCAUGACAGACCUGUAGAUAGUUGGCUUCAGUGCUUUCCUUCAAUCUUUUAUGUUUGUGUGUAUCAUGACAGACCUGUAGAUAGUUGGCUUCAGUGCUUUCCUUCAAUCUUUUAUGUUUGUUUGUGCCAUGACAGACCUGUAGAUAGUUGGCUUCAGUGCUUUCCUUGAAUCUUUUAUGUUUGUGUGUAUCAUGACAGACCUGUAGAUAGUUGGCUUCAGUGCUUUCCUUCAAUCUUUUACGCUUGUGUGUGCUAUGACAGACCUGCAUUAGACCAUAUCCAAAUACUUCCUUUUUAAUGCAAAUUGUGUGAGUGGCGGGUGCUACCUGUGUAGCAGGUCAUGCUUUCCUUUUCCGCUAGUUUUCAGUAAUCUAUUCAUAUCUUUUUAUCACUAUGUUGCUUUUGCGCCCAAGAGACGAAUCGAAUUUACUGUUUUUGGAGAUAAUUCUAGCACCAACAUUAUCUGAUAGAUUCUUUCAGCUUCUUUUGGAAACUGAACAGUCAUCUUUGAUGGAAAAUUUAAAUUUAAAGAUUAAAAAUGAAAAAUUAUUACCUACAUGUACGAGGGCAAACAUAUAGGGGUUCAUAAAAAUCAUAUGUGCCCUAUGAUCAUAUCACGUCACGAGACAACAGUGUAUUGUUUCCGUCAUCCGGAAGGCAUUGUUGACGUCAUUCGAUUCUUUUUGUGACGUGAGAUCUGAAAGACGCCACACUAGAAACGACGUCAUAUUUGAAGAUGAUAAAUUGUGGUCCCGCUGCUGUUGCGACUUUCUGUCCUUAUAGAUACACACUAAAAUUCGUUUCGGUGUGUAGAUAUCUUCUUCGGUAAUAAAUAGAACAUUAUAUUCGUCUUCAUGUCAUACUAUGUUUACGACACUCGUGCCCAAAUUCAUUGUCGUAAACUUAGUAUGAGGCGUACACUCAUAUAAUAUCCUCUAUGAUUGUCAUGAUUGUUUUCUGGACAUAUUGUUACAGAUGACUUUCAGCAUGCAUAUUGUCAUCUAUCAGUGCAACUGCUGGUAUGAUCAUAUAGGGAAACACUGCUAAGAUGUGUUAAAGCGCCGAUAUCACGUCCUUGACAUCAUGAAUAUUUAUCCAAGUGUUUAUACUGUUUCUAACUACAUUGUUAUAUUCCUAAUGCCUAUUCAUGUAAAUAUUUGUCCCGCUUAGUUCCACUGGGAACGGCUUGUAUACUUUUAUCUGUGUUUCAAAGUGGAUAACUAAUUUUUUGUACAUUAGGUGAGACUUUAAUAAAAUAUAUGUCUGUC